AUGCUACUGAAUCAGUCCCCGCGGGGGUCAUUCAGUGUUCCUGUUAACAUCACCCUGCUGGGCGCGCGGCGACGACACACGCGGGAUGUCUUCUACCAGCAAGCCCAAAUGCAAAAAAAUGGAGGCAAGUGGAGGAAAGCGAGUGAGAUGAAGUGCAAUGAGAAAGCCAGAGCUCAAAUCCCAGAGUCCAGCAUAGGAGAAGACAGAGCCGUUCUCUUGGGCUUCACCAUAAUGGCCUUCUCCAUCCUCAUGUACUUUCUGGUGGGAAUCGUGAUGGUGAAACCAAGUCUUUACAGUGACUGGAAACCUAACAACUGCACACUGGUGCAUAUGUAUUUGGUGGAUGAAGUGAUGGAUUGCCAUGGCAUUGAUAGCUUUAAAUGCCUGCGUGUUUUGGUCAACAGCACCCCUGAAAAAACCCUUCGACUUUACCACGAUGAAGACACUGCCAAAUACAGGCCAAAGGUACAAUCUUUCCCUCAGUGUUUCUAUACUCCGAAAUGCCAACGAAACAAGACUGAACAAGAGGCUGAGGCCAAUAACAUCAAAGAUGUGUUAAUUGUGCGAGGGGAUAAUAUGACAUGCUAUCUCAGUGCGGCACACCCAAACGACGCCAUCAUUAGGAGGAAAUACACCGUUCAAAUGGCCUUGUACUACCUGCUGUGGCCCAGCCUCAUGUUGUUCGGUGGAAUCCUGCUGGUGGGGCUGGUGAAGCUCAACCAGCAUCUUGCUUUCCUCUACACUGAGAUCAGUAGAGAGGAGUUACUAGGAUAG
Messenger RNA from Sinocyclocheilus anshuiensis, 774 nucleotides. It is a transcript of the gene kcnmb3, whose product is annotated as potassium calcium-activated channel subfamily M regulatory beta subunit 3. Lineage: Eukaryota; Metazoa; Chordata; Actinopteri; Cypriniformes; Cyprinidae. Gene Ontology annotation, biological process: potassium ion transport; detection of calcium ion. Gene Ontology annotation, molecular function: potassium channel regulator activity; calcium-activated potassium channel activity. Gene Ontology annotation, cellular component: membrane; voltage-gated potassium channel complex. The record is from RefSeq and is a predicted model, not a curated record. The transcript has 4 exons. The coding region runs from base 1 to 774 and encodes 257 amino acids.